This is a messenger RNA of Pseudoliparis swirei, 4973 nucleotides long. RefSeq lists its product as uncharacterized. The record is from RefSeq and is a predicted model, not a curated record. The transcript is spliced from 10 exons. Gene Ontology annotation, biological process: regulation of cytokinesis; centriole replication; centrosome duplication. Gene Ontology annotation, cellular component: centriole. The coding region runs from base 287 to 3943 and encodes 1218 amino acids. Lineage: Eukaryota; Metazoa; Chordata; Actinopteri; Perciformes; Liparidae.
CUUCCUGGAGGGGAUUGUUUUUGUAUGGUAGCUCGUCAGACUUUAUUUAGUUUUGCCUUUGUAUCACAAGUAACUCUCUACUUUCGCUUCUCUUAUUUUUAACUAUACUUCGAUAUGUGUUUCGUCUCGUUGCCAUACCAACGACAGCUAAACCGGUAGCUAGCUAGCUAGCUGGUUCGCGAGGGUUACAGUUCAACAGCUAACGUUAGCAACAAUCAAUCAAUCAGGAUAUCGCCGGUGUAUUGCGGUGAAUCGGUCCUUCAACUGGGCAACCUGAUGCAACUUGAUGGAGGACUACGACACGUUUGUGCAGCUUCGCCUCUCUCCGAGGAAAAGUGAGGAGGAGGAGGAACACAGCGCACCUCCACCUGCAUCUUCUCUGAUCCGCUUCUAUGGACGAGCCAUCCUUCCUCCCCUGCUCACAGGGACGCAGAGAGAAGAGAUGCAGCGACUCAGAGAUGCAGCGCAGAGAGCGGCUGUCCAGAACAAGUUAAAGGAUUAUUCAAGAAUGGCCUAUGUUCAAACUAUCCUACGCAGUGUUCAGAUAAGGAAGACGCCGACACUAGAAGAGUUGCUUCGCGAGUCUGAGAUUAACACCCCAUCUUCACACGCCCAUAACACCAUUGGUGGUGGAGCUGUUUCCCAGAGCAAUUCACGCAUAGGAACAACGGAUAGUCAUUUGCUCUCACCCCCAACCGGAAGGAAAGAAAAGGAAGAUGAUUCUCUCCCUCCGUUGACAUCAACUACAGAUAGUGAUUUGUUUGCCUCAAAUGUGACACCUCAGCAAAGUUCCCAGGAAGAAUGCCUUAUUGAGCAACAGUACAGCCAGCAGGGCUCACAGCCAAUCCACCAGUCGGUGUCCUCUGGCUAUGUGACCUACGAGAAUGUUGAGAACACCACCAGUGUCUCUGGAAGGGUUGAUGCAGAGAGACAGAGCCAUGGCGUUACAUCCUACGAGGAAGCUAAUAAUAUAAAUAAUAAUAUGGAUGGCUUUUUCCUUCACAACACUUCAAACACAAUCGCCAAGAUGCCAGAUAUCAUUAACUACCCACCCAUAGAUGGAGAGGAAUUGGAAAGGAGUGGACUGGAGUCCUCUUUUUGUAAUAGCUUAAUACUUGUACAAGACAUUUGUUGCACCUUGCUCAAGGAGGAUUCAGUCAUAUGUUCCCCUUCACGAGGAGAGAAUUCUGAAAGCAGCCCUCUGGACAGCCCAGAGGGCGGAGAUAACCUUCCCUUCAGCACAGUGCCUGACGUUGACAAAGAUCACAAUGUGGAGAGGAUUGAUGGCCCAGUCUCAUCAGCAGAAAACAGUGGCCUUACAGACGAUCUAGAGUUAUCGCAGACAUUAAGCACCCAUCACAGUCCAACACCAGAGUUGCAUAUUCAACACGACGCCACAGAAUCCGACCCGGCGGACAACCGUGCAGAAGAAGCAAAUCCAUCCGAGGAGCCUUAUCGUCUGAGCCUCCAGGCCUUGCUAAAGAAAUCUCAGGAGUAUCGGCGGUGUCAGCGCUCGCUUCGGAACCAAGCCAAAAACACUAGAAUUCAGGAGAGGACCCAAGAACAGACGAGGGAGGAGGAGCAGAGCCUCUCUGAUAAGGAGAAUGACGAGUUCCCUGACAAAAGGACCGUGGCCACAGAGGGGGGGGAAACUAAAGAGAGCAGAGGCCCUUUUAUCCUGCCUGCCGAAACGUCGGCAAAGAAAUCUGUGAAAAAUGAGAGGAUGUUUGAGAUUGACUCCACCUUUAAAUCUGAAGGCACACAUUUACUAGGAGAUGGACAUUCUAAGGAAAACACUACUGUUGAGGAAGAAACAGUCUUCACAAAUAAUACGCUUAACGUUUCACAAGAGGUCAUAACGGAGCCGAAACAAAUCAGCACCUCCCUUCUCCAACAGCCCACAUCGACCUCGCCUGUCCAGGCAGCCUUUUACUUGACCAGCUGUCCUGCAGCUUUUUAUAACGGUUUUGGGAAAUAUCACAGUAUCCCAGCCCCUAAUUUCUGUCAGAGUCCCGUGCGUUUCAAGCGCAGAAGCAGAAUCCAAGAUGAAGAAUCUCUCGAUGGGGCUAAGACCUCGAAGAAAGUCUCGGUCGAGACCGGUUCGAUUGAAGACCACGAGGCCCGAGAAGUGAACCUGGGAUGUAACGGUCCCACAGCAGUUCCUCCCACGGUGAAUCUCACGGUACACGGUGAUGCAACAAGCAGCUUAGUCAGGAAUUCACAUCACAUAGAUCAGCUUGAGUCCAAUCUGUCCAGUUUGAAAGUACUGAUCUCGGAUCUGGAGUCCUCCCUCACGGAAAACGUGGAAAAUCACGAGCAGACUGAGAGCGAGACGCAGAGUAAGUUGAGUUUCAAAGGCAUCGAGCACUCUUGUCACAGUGAUUGUGAGUAUUGCGCGAACAAAGUGAGGGAUGAUGACGACGAUGAUGAUGGCGGCGAUAGCAACGACGCAGAACGAGACAAUGGGUACGCGGAGUGGCAGAGAAGACUAUCAUCCGACAAUUUCAACAAAAUGCAGGAUGAUACAGGACCCGAACCGAGCCGAUGGGACACAGACGACGAUACUCUCACGGUGAAAGAAACCGAGGCGGUUGACGUAACCGAGCUCAGGCUCGUCAAAGCCUCAGCGACAGAGAGAGGGAAGGAGCAGGGCACAUGUGGAGAAGGACUCCCGAAGACUCACGGGCAGCACGGCGGCAGUAGAAAGCCGACAGCCAAACGCAUCCUCUCCGUAACGCAGCGGCAGCGAAUUCCCGACGCCUUCAGAAACGCCCCGUCGGCAAACGCGGCUCCGCGUAGCGUCUCGGUGCUUUCGGACACCGGUAACCGUCCAGGAGAAAGCAGGACCGGGCCGGCAGGAGAAGGUCACGACUCGACCCAAUCGCCGUCCCUCAACCAGUCGUACGACGUGAACGCGCCGUCCGGCCUGUGGCUCCUCGGAGGCUCGGGAUCCGACGGGGGGCCGAAGGGUCGUCUCGUUCAGGAGAAACGCCUGACCCCCGAGAGUGGGGGCGAGGGCGGGGCGUCCAAGGUCAAACGGAGGCUGCUCAUGCACACGGCGGAGGAGACAUGGGACCGGAGGGUGGAUGCCAGCAGAGGAGCAGACUCUGUGGUCAGACCUCACUCCAGCACUCCUAGAGCCGCCGCGCCUUCGUACCACGGCGGUCAAGAAGACAAGCAGGAAGAACUGAAACGGGCCCACGCCGCUCAGGUCCGAGCCCUGCAAGAAGAGCACCGGAGACAACAAGAAGAGCUCCUGCAGGCAUUGGCAGUGCAUUACCGCCACCGCCAAAGCGGAUCCUUUCCUUGCUCCAUCUCAACCUCACAUUUUGGGGACAAGUUGACCUCUUCCGCCAUCGCUCAGCCCCCCGGCUCACUCUCGGAGCUCUACCGCCCCCUGCUGUCAGCCGCCGUGAAGGGCUUUCUGGCUCGCAGGCUGCUGAAGACUGAGCAAGUGGCACAGCUGGUGCGCACCAUCGGGGACACAAAUCAGGUCCUGCUGGCUCUCCAGCGGCAGAGCCCCGGCAGAGGAGAGUUCUCGAGCAGACAGGAUCUUUUAUUACAGGAGAGAGUCACUCUGCAGCUGCGCGCCGCACGGUACGAGGUCCACGACAUCUUCUUCAGCCUGUCAGCCGGAGAGAGGAUGGAGCUGAUCAGCUGGGACAGAGAACUGGCCAAGAAGAGGGCGCUCAGACGGCAGAGUGGAGACACAGGCCAUCUCAGAAGAAAGAGUUAUCUAUCAACUGCAACACAAAAAUCACUGGAAAGAAAGAGAGGAAUGAUGAUCCAGAAAAAGGCGUCAGAAAGGCACACAGGAGUUGUGACGAGGACCGGACACAACACCGGGCUCUCUGCCGAGCAGCCGCCGGACACCAGACGAGGACAGUUCAGAGCAAACCCUCAGAGGGUCCCUAAGAGCACCUGCUCCUCCAGACCCCGAUGACCCUUUCCUAAUCGGCCCCAGUGAGAACUCCCUCUCUUGUGCUUACCUAAAUAUUAUAAAAGUAAUAAUUUGAGAGUUUCUGUUUCACACAAGGGCGAUGCCGGUUGCUGACGAAUGUAUCUUUGUAUUUAUUAUCUGGUGUGCUCUGACAUUGUUUACACUCUACAGCCAGGGGGUAACAAAGUGAUGGUAGUUCCACUAUUCCACAACAAAGUGGUUUCACAUUGAGUGGAUAUUUAGAUUGGGAUAAAAUAUAUAUACCACAUCUGCACCAGUUUACUAAUGUUCAGAUGUCAGUUGGACAGUUAGUUGUCCUACAAAGCUCUGUGCAGUGUACCUGAAAGAUGCUGUGUUUCAGACUCACAGCAGACAUUAUGAAGAUGAGUUAACGCAGGAAAAGAUGCAAUGAAUAACACAAAUGGUGCCUCAAUACUAUUUUGGAUAUCAAGUAAGGAUUGCUCUUUGGCUAACUGUACACAACUUGUAGACAUGCAGCCUGCAACCAGGGUUGAGAGUUGAGCCUGAAGUAAGCCCUGGCCAUGAGCCAGCAUGCUCAACUUCAAGACUCAGGGACCAAACUACCUACUGGAAUGCAGUGAUGAUUAAAAUAGAUGAAUUACUCCUCAAAAUGUCUCCUGUGGAAAGGAUCUGUUAUUUAUUCAGCUGUGAGUGUUGUUCCAUUUGUCGACGGUUCAAUCUCUACUUUGAGGGUGAAGUUCUACAUUGAAUUAGUCUUUUGCGUCAAAUUGAUGUGCCUUGUUCAUUGCCACCAGAACAGGUGUAUUGGCACAAGUUAAUUUUUUUUAAAUAGGAAAUGUACACAUUUUAGUGAAGGACAGUGUGCUUACUUUUUCAGAAAUGUUAAUAUGCAGCUUGAGAUUUGAGUUACAGUGAGUCUGCUGCCUUUAAUAUAUGUCCUAGUGUCUUGCGAUCACAUGUACGUUUUUAUUUUAUUUUUUAGAGACUUUGGACCUGUUUUGUAUGUUAUUUAUUUGUAUGUUGUGUGUAAUAAAUGUUUCUUAAAACAGAA